Miscanthus lutarioriparius is the source of this 984-nucleotide messenger RNA. NCBI's taxonomy places the organism in Eukaryota, Viridiplantae, Streptophyta, Magnoliopsida, Poales, Poaceae. The record is from the annotation of a GenBank genome assembly.
AUGUGCAAAAACAAAUCCCACAUGUGCAAAUGGCUGACGAGGACCCUGAUCGACCGGGAAGGAAAGCAAACCAAAACCAACACGGGCGACACGCCGAGCAAAACAAGCGAAAUCCCCACCCCCGGCUCCGCUGCUGCUCGCGGCUCUGCCGCCGCGCCCGCUCCUGCGGCCCUGCCUCCAGCCUCUGCUGAUAUAUAUUCAGAUCCGAGCCCCGAGCAAGUAUCUUCCCUCUCCUCGACGUCCAGGCACCAUGGAUUGGGCUGCUCCGGCAUUGACGAGCUUCGUCGCCGACUCGUCGUCCUUCCGCCACCUCUGCUGCUACGGCGCCGGAAUCGCAGGGAACGUCUUCGCCUUCGUGCUCUUCAUCUCCCCACUCCCCACAUUCAAGCGGAUCGUCCGGAACGGGUCCACGGAGCAGUUCUCGGCCAUGCCGUACAUCUACUCGCUGCUCAACUGCCUCAUCUGCAUGUGGUACGGCCUCCCUUCGUCUCCUACGGCGUCGUCCUCGUCGCCACCGUCAACUCCAUCGGCGCCGUCUUCCAGCUCGCCUACACCGCCGUCUUCAUCGCCUUCACCGACGCCAAGCAGAGGCUCAAGGUCUCUGCUCUCCUGGCCGCUGUCUUUGUGGUGUUCGGACUGAUUGUGUUUGUUAGUUUGGCGUUGUUGGAUCACACAACCCGGCAGAUGUUCGUCGGAUAUCUCAGCGUCGCAUCCCUCAUAUUCAUGUUCGCGUCCCCCUUGUCAAUCAUCAAUCUGGUCAUCAGGACGAAGAGCGUGGAGUACAUGCCCUUCUACUUGUCAUUAUCUAUGUUUCUGAUGAGUGCAUCAUUCUUCGGAUACGGAGUGCUGCUGCGUGAUUUCUUCAUAUAUAUUCCAAAUGGUAUUGGAACCAUACUGGGUAUCAUACAGUUGGUGCUUUAUGCCUACUUCAGAAAAGGAUCGAGCGAGGAAGCCAGGCUGCCAUUGCUAGUCACACAUACAUGA